GCAAGUGUCGGAAACAUCGACAAGAGAAUCGGAGGGUUCAAAGUCAUCCGUGUCUGUAAAAUGACAUGGAGUUUUUCUUUGUAAACAGUGUACAUGAAAUCGCAGUGCUGCCGAGUGUCACCAGGGGUGGGAAAAUGUUCAGCGCGUCGUUCUACAGUAGUGUCAUUGUGUUCUUUUCCGAGCAAACUUCUUACCUGAGGUACCUGCAUACGUAACGGAAAACGGCGAACUGUUUCAGUCAUGCCCCGCAAAAAGCGUGUCCUGCAACAAAGAUCAGCGGCCGAUGGUGCGGCUAGCACUAGCGCUCUGUACAGACCGGAUGAAUUGCAACCGAUUGGCGAUGACAUCCAGCCCGAUGGCAUCAUUCGUAACAACUUUGCCAUUGGCGAAGAUAUUCAUCCCGCGGAGUGCCUCCGCAACAUUCAGGAGAUGUUCGACGGCAAACUCGACGCUGAUGUUAUACACAUGGUGCUCACCGAAUGUGAGUUCAAUGUGAACAACGCCCUAGAAGCUCUCUUCACUCUGCUACCACAGGAAUCUGGUGCUAGUGCAGCAAGUGUCAUCCAUCCACUGCAGUCGCGCAACUUGUCUCCAUCCACCAGCAGUGAAAGUAUUGGCGCAGGAGAGAACAUUGUUACCUCUGAAGCAGAGGUUCACAAAUCUAGCGAGGAGAGUGAGCAUGAAAGCCCCCUGGCUGCUAAUGCACAUGCCGCCGCUAGUUCACCUUCGAACUUGGCCCUCUAUGUGAACGCUGCGCCCUUUGUUCCUAGCGUAUGCCUGCCUGCCAGCACAGAAACUCGCUGCCCUGAUGCCUCGAAAGAGCAAGGUCCAUUUCCUGCAAUUGCGUGGAGCCAGUUGGCAGCUUCGGGAUGCCAGUUAGGCUUUAACAUUACUCCCUCUUUUAGCCACAAGCCUGAAGCAUCGCCUGCGUCAGAAAAUGAACUCCAGAAGAUACACAGCUUGUUGGACGAGGGUGAGAAUGUGCUGGUGCUGAUGAGAGGCCUUCCGGGCAGCGGCAAGACAACUUUAGCUCAGAAAAUAUGUGGUCGAGGUGUUGUGUUGAGUGCAGACCAGUUUUUUUGCAAAGGUGGCAAAUACAACUUUGAUAGAUCGAGGUUGUCAGAAGCACACGAGUGGAAUAAAAGAAGGGCCAAGAAGUUUAUUCAGGAAGGUCGCUCACCAAUCAUUAUAGAUAACACUAACGUGGAAAUCUGGGAGAUGAUGCCCUAUGUGGCCUUGGCAUUAAGGGCAAAAUAUCAUGUGUGCGUUUUAGAGCCGGAUACUACCUGGAAGUUUGAUGCUAGGCAGUUGACACAAAAAAAUAUGCAUGGGGUUCCGAGACGUACUAUAGACUCCAUGUUGGAGCGGUAUGAUCGUAACAUUACAGGAGAAUUGUUGUGCCUAAGCUUUGGCCGGUUUCCUAAAAGCCCUGAUUCGUCAGUUUUGCCUGCGUGCACACCUUUAGAAAUACAAGAAACCAGUGCUAGCGAAUCGCCUUCCAAGCCACGUGAUAAAAUUCCUUUGGAGCUACCACUCGAAGCACAUCAAAAUCCAAGCACAUCAUCAUCCGAGAAAACUUCCACAGCUGCCCCUGAAGAAACUAUAAGCUUGGGAGAUCUCAUUGCUCUUGUUCAAAAUGACAGUGAAGAGUCUGGAAGCAGGAGCCGUCAGAACUCGGACUCUUGGUCAUCUGGUCAUGAUGGCAACGACUCAGAAGAUGGGACAGAGCGCGAUGAUGACUUUCUGUGGGCUUCCCGCAAAGCACUGUCAUCACUCACGCAAUCAAAUGUGUCAGUAAAUGAAGCCAUACUUGAAGAGAGGGAUGCCCCAGAACAAGAGGCUAGCUGCAGGCUUGAAACGGAACUAGAAGAAAUAAAAGAGGAGUCAGAAUGUUCCGAUACAGUGGUAGAAGCUGUAACAGAUGCUUGGCCUGAUGUUAUCGAAGAAAGGGAAGACAAUAAGCCGAAGCCACCGAGAGAUUCUCCUAGACACCUCGGGGGUUCAGCAAGGGGUGAUAAUACUCCCAUAAUGGAAAUACUUGCAGAUUUCACUGCUCCUUGGGAACACUCUCCUGAAGAAACGCUGGGCUCUCUUACAAAUACUCCAAGAGAGCAGAGGUUCCGCAGAGGGAAGGUGAAUCCUAAGAUGACUAGCGAAAACAGCGUAGACACUAGUCGUCAGAUAGAGUCCCCACACACAGUACCCAAGGUGGCCGAGACUUCAAAGCAGAAACAUUCUUCAGCUCGCGGCCCCAUAUUCGGGCUGGAAAAGGUUGUCCGCAGUAGCACUUGGACUUUUCCAGAGUUCAACGUUUUUGAGCCUGCCCUCCUGGAAACUGAAGUAAAGAACAGUGCUUGUGCUUACACGGAUGCGUCAACCUAUGCCGAUCCAGCGGAUUUCGUCGUAGUAGGGAAAGUUCUUCUUGGAGAAUCUGACGAGCUGCGUGUUGUGGGGGCCAGAGAUCCUGCAGAGAUGCUGGAUGAGGAGUGUAUACACCUCGCUCCUGCUUAUAAGCCAAACACGCUUGCUCGGAGCACAGACACUGAUGACCUUCCUACAGAUGACCUAGAUGAUGAAGGUAAGCUGUUGCUGCUCCAGCAGUGCAUGCCAGGUGUAAGGCCUCCUGAUUUGGAAGACAUAUUUCAGCACUGUCAUGGCGAUCAUGUGUGGGCAGCUGAUCUCUUGUUGGACUCUAAUGUUGCUUGUGACCUUCAACCACUCGUUAUUAAUGAAGAAUGUGAUGCGGACACCACUCGUAGUCCGAGCUCAAAGAGCCAACAUCCAGAAGCACUUGCUUCGUCAGUAGUGCCUGCAGGAAACGAAGAAAAGCAUGAUGAAACCCUGGCUAAGACCGCACAUACUGUAAAAGAGCCUGCAGAUAAAAAGCUGAAGAAAAGUUCGAUAAAAACUUUUCUACCAAGGCCAGAAAACGUUGACAGGGAGUUCACGUUCCACCUUGAUCACUCAUUUGCAUGUCAGCUUGUGGAAACAUUUGGUUCUGAAGGACUGCAUGUAUCUAUGGAUGCUUUCCGAAGUGUUGACCUAAAUGUCACGAUCAGCAGUGAAAUUGCCAGGCAAAUACAUCAACUUUGGAUGGAUACUCUAAAGCAGAGAAUGUCAAAGGAAGAGGACGAAAUGCUGGAAAUGGCAGCCAACUCUCAUGAAAGUGAACUGCAACAUUCGCAAACAGGUGGUGAGGGUAGUUCAAAAGAAAGCGCACCAGAUAUUGCUGUUCCACCUCCGGCUUUGCACCAUGAUCCACGCUGGAGCAAGGCACCGCACGAAAUGAGCUUUCGUGAAAUCAUGGAAAUGGAAGCAGCUUUAGAAGAGAAAAGAAAAGAUUGGACAAAGAACAAUACUUACAUGGAUAUGGCAACCAAACUUAAGCUCAAGCAGCUUUAUGAGAAGUUCCCAGGUGUUGAUAGACAAGCAUUGGAUGAAAUCUUCGUUGCAAGCAAUUAUUCGCUGAUCCAGUCUGUCUUGACUAUCAACGAAACCCUAGGAGUAGCUCCUGAAGAGAAUGAUAUGGAAAACAUUGAAAAGCAAAUUGUGGAUCUUGUUGAAAUGGAAAGCAUGUCAGAGCAGGAAGCUGACGACAGUGCAUGGCAGCCUGUCGUCGAAGGCCAUGAAGACAUGUACGACAGGUUGCGACUUGUAGGGGACUACGACGUGAUUCGUCGAGAGGCCACUGUGCACUACCACAUGCGUCAAGAGUCAUUUCGCAAGGCCAAGGAGGCCUACCAUCGAGGCAUGAAGACAGUGGCUGCAUUCUACUCGCAACAGGGCCGAGCAUAUGCAGAAAAAAUGAGGGAAGCAAAUGAACGAGCGUCAUGGAAAUUGCUGCAGCUCAGGAAUGCUCAGUCUGAUGACAACACCCUGGACCUUCAUGGUCUGCACGUGCAAGAGGCCAUUCAGGUGCUCAAGAAUUAUGUGAAGCUCAAGAAGCGUGAAUCCUGGUGUCUGCAGAAGAAGCAAACUCUCAGGAUAAUCACUGGCAGGGGUGCGCACAGUGCACAGAACAUACCCAAGGUCAAGUUUGCUGUCGAGAGCUACCUUCUGAGCAGUCAGCUCAACUACAGGGAGGUUCAAGCUGGAAUGUUUCAUGUUAUGCUGUAGGAGAAAAAAUGCACAACCUGACAUUUUUUUGAACUUCAGCAGUGCGCAAAGCUGCUUGUCUAUACUGAAGGCCCUUUUUAUUACGAUCAUGCUUGUGGUAAAAGCACAAAAUUAAGUUUGAGUCAACUUAAGAGAAAAAAUUUUUUAUAUUACCAAGGAAGGGAAGAGCCUUGUGGCAUUAUAUUUCUUUUGCUCAAUUCAAAGGUAGCGUAAUGAAUCUUUUGUACGUUAUUAUUGGCAGGAAGCUUUUUUUCAGCUGCUGUUAAAAGCUGAUGUAUAUUCAGAAAGUACUGCACAACGCAUUUUUCAUCUGUUGUCCCUUCCCUGCUCACCUGCCCAUAGUUUUUUUGUCUGUGUGUGUUUCUGUCAUCAUCAGUUUAUGUGGUGUACUUAGCAGCUGCUUUUGGCACCUGCAUAGUUGUGUGUGAGGUAAUCAUUAGAUUAAGUAAUUCAAGUUAGCUUGGUUUGUUAUGGCAGCUUAGUUUUUCAUCGAUGGGUACACAAGUGGUGGAUAAAAUGUGAAAGGUCAGGCCUUUCUCCAAGGCAAGGCUAUGACAACUUGCUUGUGGGUGCUUACGCAAAGGCAGGAGGGUGCGCAUUUUAUAAAAUGCUGAUCUCACCAACUUGUACAAGAUGUAAAUAAGCUUUUACACAUCUAUUGUUUGUAAAUGUUGAGAGAUUGUUUUUAUUACCGCAGGUGCGAACUUGACAUGGAAACUCGUACAUGUAUGGCCCUAUCAAUAUUGCUGUUCUGGGUGUUGUGUUGCUGUAGUUAGGCAG
Rhipicephalus microplus (southern cattle tick) is the source of this 4896-nucleotide messenger RNA. RefSeq names its product NEDD4-binding protein 2. Gene Ontology annotation, molecular function: endonuclease activity. Gene Ontology annotation, cellular component: nucleus. The record is from RefSeq and is a predicted model, not a curated record. Lineage: Eukaryota; Metazoa; Arthropoda; Arachnida; Ixodida; Ixodidae.